Messenger RNA from Heterocephalus glaber (naked mole-rat), 5685 nucleotides. RefSeq names its product transmembrane channel like 8 (gene Tmc8). NCBI's taxonomy places the organism in Eukaryota, Metazoa, Chordata, Mammalia, Rodentia, Bathyergidae. Gene Ontology annotation, cellular component: plasma membrane. The record is from RefSeq and is a predicted model, not a curated record. Gene Ontology annotation, molecular function: mechanosensitive monoatomic ion channel activity.
UCCGCCCGCCGGCCUCCUCGCGUCCCGCCUCGAAGCCUGCGCAGAGCCAGGGUGGCCGAGUGGCCGGCUCUGGGAGGUGGAAGCCCCGGGGGAGUUUGUGAGACUCGGUUUCCCCAAGUUUCAAAAGGGGACACUAGCUCCGGACCCACCCACUUCCUGAGGUGGGGACUGCCAAAUAAGGUGCGGCGGCGAGGCGCCGGCAGCGAGCCUUUCUGCCCCGGGUUGGGCAACCCGGCCCACGCCCGCCGCCGGUUACCUCCCCUCCCGUGGGGCUCCGAGGUGCGCUCUGUGCUGUUUAUCUGGCAGGAGUGCAGGGCUUCCUGCGUGGCUGGUGGGGAGGAGGGGCGCCAAGGAGGGCGGCUGAGACUUUGUGAAGGUCCCAAGGGCUCCCCACCGGCCGGGAGACACGCGCCCGUCCUGUUCACAGAUGCCAAAACCGAGGCCGGCCGGGAGGUGCCUCGGCCUCCAGGGUGCCACCAGCCAGAGCGUGCUAACAGCUCUUUGAGGACACAACUUUGAGACUCCCGUGGCACCAAGGACCUGAGGAGGGGGAGGGCCAUGAGGCAGGCACCGGAGGGGAGGCCAGGACCCUCCUGGAGGAGAGAACAAGACCCGAGACAGGACGAGGCACAGAGACCAUGAACUACGGGCCCAGAGGAGGUGGCUUCUUUGCAGCCAUCAGUAGGUCCUCAAGUGGGAGGCCUUCGGCUGCUUCUAAGUACCUUGGCCUGAAGGUCCAGCCCUGCCCAGCCCCUGCCACCACACGGUCCCCUGGCACAGUCCCCCUCUGUGCACACCCACACUGGACUUAGCCCAGGCCCAACCUGAAAGCCACCUCUUCCGUUGGAGCAUGUGGCACUUCUGCUGACACCUGCACUGUGAAUCUGUCCCCCGGCCCCCACCCCACUGUGUGCCCAGCACCAGCAUCAAGUUUGGGCCUGGCACAGAGGGGGCUCUGGAAAUGACGAGGGUGGUGAAGGGGGGCAGACGACGUCCCGGAGAACUCAGAGCUGGGAUGACCCACCCCCAAAGGAGGGGGACAGGGGGCUUCGAGGCCUCCCAGGGGAUCCGAGGACAAGCAGUCCAGCAAGGCUCCUAAAUGUCAAGCAUGGAGCCCCUUGCAGAGUGCUGGCAAUGGGGCCACGAGGAGGGAUGGAAGAGGGUGACAGCCACAGAGGCCCGGAAGUUCAGAAAUAACUGGCUUUGGACACCCAGCAGCCGACUGGUGCAAUGAGGGGCUGUGUGUCACUAUCGCACUCUCCUGGGUGACCUGCUGAAGAAAGAUAAGGCUCGCCAGGGCCAGGCCUCUGGGUCAGGAGCAGCCACACUGCAGUCCUCCGUGGGACACCAGAGGGAGGGAAGGUGGGCCCCAGCUCAGCUGGCAGAAGGCUUGCAGACGACCAGGCCUACGCCUCUCACCUGCGCCCCCGGUGCCCCGCAGCCUGCAGGAAGUGCCGCUCAGCCUCAGAACAGAGGAAACGUCGGGGAAGGCCAGGGUUCCUGUCAUGUGACCCCAGCCUAGCUCUCUCACAGUCUUGUCUGGCUUGGCGGCGGCCGGCCCCAGCAGAGGGCUCCGGGAGCGUGGGCUCCUUGUCCCCAGCACCAAGACCUUGCAGCUCCCCGUCUGGCGCCCCACGUCCCUCGUCCCUCCUGAGAGCAGGGCUUGAACCUGUGCCCCCAACCCCGGCCCAUCCCCACCACCGGAUGUUUCACGAGUGGUCAAUGCAGUUGGGGCAGACCCCAGGGGGCCCAGGACCCCAGCCGGAGGCCGAGGAGCUCUGGGAGCGGGAGAUGGAGUGGCUGCGUGCCUCCCAGGAACCCCUGCGCUUGCUGCCCUAUGCCAUGGUGGACAAGCGCUUCAUCCGGCAGAUGCGGGAGCCUGAGGACAUGGAGAUGACGUGCUGGCAGCAGUGGCAACGCAGGCAACAGACCAUGGCACACCGCCUGAGGGAGGCAGCAUGGCGGCUUGCCCGGGGCUUCGGGCUCUGGGAGGGGGCACUGUACGAGAUCGGGGGUAGGUCCCUGACUUCCCAUGUCCCCUCUUUGGAGUCCUGCUGCCCAGCUUGGAAAGGGAGGAGGGCACCAUCUCACCCCCACCGACCAGCCCCUCCAUCCUGGCACAUCCGGAGUCCCAGGAGUCUGGUGCCAACCUCGUUGGGUGACAGCACCCCCUGGUGGCCCUCAGAGGCACUGCCAGAGCAUGGGGGCCGGUGGGCACCCACACCCGGUGGCUCUGGGAGUCCCAGCUCGGGCCCUGACUGCUCCCCUCACUCCCUGGCCUUCUUUACAGGCCUUUUCGGCUCAGGCAUCCGCUCCUACUUUACCUUCCUCCGCUUCCUGCUGCUGCUCAACCUGCUGACUGUGCUGCUGACCGCCAACUUCGUGCUGGUACCCCUGGCCUGGCUCCACCCCCCGGGCCCAAGUCCCGCCCCAAACUUCACCCUCCAGUGCCCCAGGGGCCACCAGCCCCAGACUGACGUUCCCAGGUUCCACAACCGGCUAUGGAAUGUUUUAACUGGCAGGGCCUUCAACAACACUUAUCUUUUCUACGGCGCCUACCGGGCGGGGCCGGAGAGCAGCUCCGCCUACAGCAUCCGGCUGGCCUACCUCCUCUGCCCGCUGGCCUGCCUGAUGCUCUGCUUCUGUGGGACGCUGCGGAGAAUGGUGAAGGGCUUGCCACAGAGGCCAGGGCUGGGGCAGGCCUACAGGGUGCCUCUCAGUGCCAAGGUCUUCUCGUCCUGGGACUUCUGCAUUCAUGUUCGGGAAGCCGCCACCAUCAAGAAGCACGAGAUCAGCAAUGAGUUCAAGGGGUACCUGGAGGAGAGCCACCGCCUCCGAGGGGCGCAGCGGGAGACCCCCGCCCAGCGCGCCUGCCGCCUGCUCAGCUACCUGCGCAUCAACGUCCUCAUGGGACUCCUGGUUGCCGGGGGCAUCAGCGCCAUCUUCUGGGCCACCAAGUACUCGCAGGACAACAAGGAGGAGCCGCUGUUCUUGGUGCUCCAGUACCUGCCCCCCGGGGUCAUCUCGUUGGUCAACUUCCUGGGGCCUAUGGUGUUCGUGUUCCUGGUCCAGCUGGAGAACUACCCGCCCAGCACCGAGGUCAACCUCACCCUCAUCUGGUGCGUGGUGCUGAAGCUGGCCAGCCUGGGGAUGUUCUCCUUCUCACUGGGUCAGACGAUGCUGUGCAUUGGCAGAAACAAGACCAGCUGCGAGGCCUACGGCUACAACGCCUGUGACUACCAGUGCUGGGAAAACUCAGUGGGCGAGGAGCUGUACAAGCUGAUCAUCUUCAACUUCCUUCUCACGGUGGCCUUUGCCUUUCUUGUCAGCCUGCCUCGGAGGCUGCUGGUGGAGCGGUUCUCAGGCCGGUUCUGGACUUGGCUGGACAGGGAGGAGUUCCUGGUGCCCAAGAACGUGCUGGACAUCGUGGCGGGGCAGGCGGUCACCUGGAUGGGCCUCUUCUACUGUCCCCUGCUGCCUCUGUUCCACAGCAUCUUCCUCUUCCUCACCUUCUACAUCAAGAAGUACACCCUCUUGAGGAACUGCAGGGCGUCCCCUCGGCUCUUCCGUGCCUCCAGCUCCACCUUCUUCUUCCAGCUGGUGCUGCUCCUGGGCCUGCUCCUGGCAGCGGCACCCCUGGGCUAUGUGGUCAGCAGCACCCACUCCUCCUGGGACUGUGGUCUCUUCUCCAACUACUCAGCCCCCUGGCAGGUGGUGCAGGAGCUGGUGGCUCUGCGGCUCCCAGUCCCUGGCCAGCGUGUCCUCCACUAUCUCGGCUCCCACGCCUUCAGCUUCCCCCUCCUCAUCCUGCUCAGGUGCCUAUCGGGGUGGCAGGGACCGUGGGAGGGGAACGCCGAGGAGGGUGUCCUUUUCCCUAGCCCGUCUCACGGGGCCCAGAAGAUAUGCAGGGAAGCCCAGCCUUGUCCUGACCGUGUGCGUCUCCCAGUCCCAGGCCAAUGCGAGAGCCAUCCACGUGCUCCGGAAGCAGUUGGUGUGGCAGGUCCAGGAGAAGUGGCACCUGGUGGAGGAGCUGUCGCGGCUGCUGCCAGAGCCAGGCUCGAGCGAAUCUCCGAUCCCCGACUCCCCUCACUUCCGAGCUUCGCGCCCAAGGUCCUUUGGCCCCGGAUUCCCGAGCCCAGGUUCCCCGGGCCCCAGGCCGGGACCCUUCCACACGGACCGUCCCUGAUUAGGCUCCUCCUACCCCGGAUAGCGCGGUGCCCCGGCCCCGCCCCCCAUGCCGCUUUCCCCACGGCACGGGCACGGAGCUGUAGCUGUCGCUGGCUGUAGCACCGAUUCGGCGUCCCCCACGAGUGGACCUGCAGCACCCACUUUCCCACCCUGGCCUCUAGAGACGCCCCCCUCCACACCAACAGGGCCCCCCAAAGAGGGACACACAUCCCCAGGGGCAGCAGGAAGACCAUAUGGGAAUUUCUUUUUUUUUAAUCUCAUUCCUUUAAAAUUUCUAUUUUUUUACUAAAUAUUUUAUACUGCACAAAAUAUAUAAUUAUAGUGACCGACCCAUAAACACAGUUCACAAAUACUGCAUCUUUUUGAGGUGCUGGGAAGUUGCUAACGGGAGGGCGCACUCACAAAGCUUGGAGCCCUCUCCCUUGCGGAGAGUGGGGAGAGGGGAGCUGGCCGACCCUGCAUGAGAGCUGCCCUAUGCACACCCCACUGCAGCCCACCUGCUCAGCCCUUCCCAGUGUGGACAGGAAGCUCGCAGAGGUCAGGACCACAGCCAGCAAGGGCAGAGCUGGGACUUGAACCCAGGGCAGAAGGGCAAAGCCACACUGACUCAGAAGAGGCUCAGCAGCCAUUCCUGACCCUAAGCACGAGGACUCCCUGAAGUCCAAGUCCGGGUGAAUGGGAGGGUGUUGUCGCACUCUGUCCCUGCUGUAGCCAGCAAAAGUGCUGUAGGGAAUGGAACGUGGGUUCAUGCCUUGUCUUCUGCAGAACCUGUCCUCCCACGCUGCUCACUAAGCCAACCGCAAGCCUCUGUGGGGUGAGGGUCUGCCAGGGUCCUAGCAGCAUCAGUAGGGUUACACUGUGACAGACACAUGGAGUGUGGGUCUCACCAGGUAGCAUGGCCCUCAGGCCUAGGAUGUGGCCCAAGGCUGCACCCCAGAUUUCAGAGCUGUUCAGCGAUCCUUUGCUGAGCCUGCUGCCCCCACCUCAUGCUGCACUGGCCUCGGAAGCUGACUCCUCCAGCACCUGGUGUGACUGAAUAGGAGGCAGCCAGCAGCCAGGGUGUCCAGACUUUUUAAAGUGCCCUGGCGACUCUCAAAGGGAGCUGGCAUUUAGGGCUAUGGGGAGGGAAGGUCAGAAGAAAUCCCAGGACUUGCUUGAAGAGCCUCCUGCUACCCCAGGGGACCAGCGCCUGGCUGAUUCCCAUCUGGCAGAUGUCAUCACAGUGGCUCUGCCUGCUGCCCUCAGGGCUGGGGCUUCCCAUCUGAUCAUAAAGCCUUGGCCAGUCCAGCCCCUCUCCACUGACCUAAUCUCACUGGCUGGUAUUGUAUGACCACCACUGUCACCCAUGUGGAGUGAGUGCUGCUAAAUGCCAGGUCCUGUUCCUGGGGUGGCAGUGAGGCCACUCCAGAAGCAGGAGCUCUGUGUGUAGUCUGGGAAGGGAUCAUCGGCACUCUCCAGGUGGGGUCCAGCAAUUGAUGCCUCCCAUGUGAGCCACAC